CCGAUGUCACACACACCCUUCACACGGGUAACAACGGGGGCACGUGUGGUGCCAGCGCGCCAUCCCCUCAUUUCUCGCAAAAUACCGGAUUUGUUGCAACCAUGGAGGAUGGAUCUUCAGCCAAGGGAGAAUCAACCUCCCCUUUGGUGGUUCAUGAUGAUCGUUUGGGAAAUGAGGGGCUUAUCCCUCAGAUUUUUCCAUCUGUUCCAGCUCUCAAUGAAGCUGCUACUUAUAUUUCACAGACAACUUCAUACUUGGGUCGCUGCUUCUCCAAUUUUGUUGAGGAAGCUGAAGAUCAUAGCAUGAAUGCACAGGAAUUAGUGGCAUUAUCACCCAGACAUACCAAGGGAUUGCCUUCUAACAAUCCUCAGUCUACAUUUGGGAGCUUUUUCACAUCCCUUGAACCUCCUGCUGCAACCUGCAUUGCCCCACCCAUGCAUGACAGGGGAGCAAAGAGCUCAACAGGAGACUCAUCCCAAAGUACAAACGAACAGGCGGAAUCCACUCAUAAUGUCCAAAAUGGAUCUUCUAUAUUUCAAAGCCUGAUUUCUCGGGCCCGUAAGACCGUCCUCGGAUCAGCACGGGAUAUAGGCUGGCUACAAGGUGCUUCAGCUCCUGUUGAGGAUGGUACUCAAAGAUUCACUGAAUUACUUGACAGCGUAAGGAAUGGUGAGCACAAGUUACCAAAUUCGAUGGUGUAUCUAUUGGUUCCAGGUCUUUUUAGCAACCAUGGCCCACUUUAUUUUGUUAGUACAAAAACGUUUUUCUCGAAGAUGGGCCUGGCCUGUCAUAUUGCCAAGAUUCACAGCGAGGCUUCUGUUGAGAAAAAUGCCAGAGAAUUAAAAGAAUACAUCGAGGAAGUCUACUGGGGCUCCAGGAAACGCAUCAUGGUUCUUGGACACAGUAAAGGCGGAGUAGAUGCUGCAGCUGCCUUGUCCAUGUACUGGUCUGAUUUGAAAGAUAAGGUUGCUGGGCUGGCAUUACUGCAGAGCCCGUAUGGAGGUAGCCCAAUUGCCUCGGAUAUCUUGCGGGGAGGGCAGCUUGGAGACUAUGUUCAAUUACGGAAACUCAUGGAGAUCCUGAUAUGUAAAGUGAUCAAGGGCGACAUGCAGGCGCUAGAGGAUCUAACUUAUGAGAGAAGGAAGGAGUUCUUAAGCAAACACCAGAUUCCUAAGGAAUUGCCUGUUGUGUCAUUCCACACAGAGGCCAGCAUUGCUCCUGCGGUUCUUGCGACCCUGUCCCACGUGGCACAUGCAGAGCUCCCUCUAGUUUCGCCCCUUGCCGCAGGACAACCCACCAAAGUCCCAGUGGUCAUGCCUCUUGCGGCUGCGAUGGCUGCAUGUGCACAGCUACUUCAGAUCAGAUAUGGAGAGAAGAGCGACGGGCUUGUCACACGGCGGGAUGCAGAGGUCCCUGGGUCCGUUGUGGUCCGGCCAGAGCGUAAAUUGGACCAUGCAUGGAUGGUGUAUUCAUCCUUGAAUGACGACCCAGGUGAAGCGGAUGCUUCUCAGGUGUGUGAGGCUCUUCUAACAUUGCUUGUGGAGGUUGGACAAAAGAGGAGGCAUGAAAUUGCCAUGAAAGAUGAAUAAAAAUAACAUAUGGUAGCUCCUCCAUGGUCUGCCAUUUGGUCUUUGGAAAGAACGGGAAUAAGAAUAAAUUAAAGUUUUGUUAAUUUUAUCUGUGAGGGUAUUUUGGAAGGGAGCAUGGUUUGUUUUUGUGAUUA
Molecule: messenger RNA, 1723 nt
Organism: Magnolia sinica
Lineage: Eukaryota; Viridiplantae; Streptophyta; Magnoliopsida; Magnoliales; Magnoliaceae
Exons: 9
Coding region: 102-1589 (495 amino acids)
Source: RefSeq, a predicted model, not a curated record